AAUCGUCCCCUAUUCUCUUUCCUUUUUCAUCCGUUAUUUUGAUUUACCUUGGUUACAUCACCUCCACCAGGACCCGCCCUAAAGAAAAGUUUUAGACACUUCCAGAAACCGUUGGAACUUGGAACCUACACACUCUGAGACCGAUACAAAAAUUUACAAGCAAAAAAUAAAAACCAACUUGCUUUAGCUGGUAGCUCCCAAAAUCACAGCAAUAAGGAUGGCAGAAAACAAAGCCAGAAGAACGAUCAAGCUGUUCUGCCCAUCAGUGGCAAAGACGGUGUCGUUGUUGGUAUGGGAGGAGCAGAGGCUGGACUUGGGCUCCAUAGCCAGAACGUUUGGGCUGGACCCACCAACCCUGAAGCUCAACGGUCACUUUAUCAGCAGAGGGCUCGACCUCAUCGCCUCCUCAGUCACCUGGAAGUCCCUCCUUUCUUUCUUCUCUGCUAAAGGACUCUCAACAGGGGAAAACGACAGCAGCCCCAUUGUCGUUGAUGGCAAGCUCUGCAAAGUUGGCACCAAGCGAGGACAUGAACUACACCAGGUUGUUGAUAACAGAGGAAGGGCAGCUUUUGAAGAUGACAGCUUGCUGAUCAAGAGUAAAAAGAUGAGGACAAGCAACCCAGGUACAUCAACUGAAAGCAAUGGCAGAAUUGGUAUUUGCUCUUCCAAGAGAAAGCAAUUGUUAGAAGAUGUAAACUUGCUCAAAAAGCUAAAAAUAAGUGAAACUAACCCAGAUAUCCAAGGAAGAAGUAGAAGCCAGUCCAGCAGCAUCUCAGGUGCCCAACUUAGAUGCAGUUAUAUGAGGGAGAAGAUGAAGAGGAAGAGAGAAGAUGAGGCAGUCGUGUCUGCUCCUUGCAAAGAGAUUUUAUGAAGCUUCUCAUGUUUGUUUUCAUUUUUAUUUUUCUUGGUUCUCCUUUUUCUUUCAUAGUUUGGUUUAGUUUUUAUGCGACUUGAUUUAACUUGUAAAUGAUGAGUAUAAUGUAAGAACAAUGAAAAGACUUUUGGUUUGGCAACCUAAUUCCAGCA
Molecule: messenger RNA, 1026 nt
Organism: Prunus avium (sweet cherry)
Lineage: Eukaryota; Viridiplantae; Streptophyta; Magnoliopsida; Rosales; Rosaceae
Product: amino acid-ligase
Source: RefSeq, a predicted model, not a curated record